AUGAGGCUUCCGAGCACGCUCGCUGUGGCGAGCGAGCCUUCCCGCUUCACGCCGCUCGAGAGCUGGGACCUCGAGUCGGGCGGCUUCCGACCUCUCGCUCCGGGUCUGUGGCUCCUGCGUGGCGAGAGAAGCCACCUGCCCGAAGGCGCGUGCAGGCUGCUCCGGCCUGUAGCGAGGGCCGCAAGCCUCGAGCGGCUGCUGCGCUCAGCUGCCUCCUCCUCGCAGCAAAUCCCAGCGCGGUGGCGGCUCCGCUUCCUCGCCCGCGACGGCGGCAGAGCAGCGCCGCUCGCCGGUGGUCCGCGGUCGGAGAUGGCGGCCGAGGCGUCCGACAUCCUCUGCACCGCCGCGCGUGCUCUGCCGGGCGAGCCGGCGCUGCAAGGUCCAUCGCCGCUGCUCCUCCUCGUCCGCACUCCGCGGCUGUGGUACCUGGCUCUCGACGUCACCGUCUCGCGCCAGCGCAGCGAGGCGGAAGAGGCGUGGAGGCUUCGCCCGUACUCCUUCUGCUCCGCCACCGACCUCCGCCUCGCCCGCCUCGCCGUCUCUCUCGCCGCGGCGCACCGGGCGGCGGGCGACAAUGGGGCGCUGCUCGACCCCUGCUGCGGCUCGGGCGGCAUCCUCUUUGCCGCGCGGCUCGCCGGCUUGCGCGCGGUCGGCCUCGACAGGAACCCGACCGCGGUGGAGGGCGCGACGGCGAACAUGGCAGCGGUCGACGCGCUUCUGGAUGGCUCAAACGGCUCCGGUGGUGGUGGCGGCGGAUGCGGCGGCGGCGGCAGCGGCGGGAGCGGCGGCGGCGGCGGCGGCGGCGGGAGCGGCGGCGGCGGGAGCGGCGGCUCCUCCGUGCUCGAGCACGACUGCCGCGACCCGCUGCCGCGCGAGGCGGUCGUGUCCAACCUGCCGUGGGGCCGCAACACGCGGCUGCCGCACGCCGAGUACCUCUCCUCCCUCCUCGCCCCGCUCGCCAGCUCGCUGCCCGGCGCCACCUUCUGCCUCGUCACCGCCGAGCCGCUCGAGCCCGCCACUCUCGCCGCCACCAACCUCGCGCCGCGGCGGGUGGAGGCGGUGGGACGGCGCUGUGUCCUCUCGCUGCUCGAGCCGGCGGGCCCGGGGCAGGGAGCAGUGCCGGACGCGGCGGGGGCGAGGGUCGGGGCGGCAUCCGCGAGCGGCGGCGGCGGCGGCGGCGGCGACGCGGCCGAGCGGGGCGAGGUGCUCGUCGGGGGCGGGCUCCGGUCGGCGGCAGGUUCGCCCUCGCUGCGCGUCCGCCUCGUCGCGGGCGCGCUCAUCGAGGUGCAGCAUCGGGCGGCCGAGGGCGGGCGGACUUGGGCCACGGCCCGCGUCACGGCGGUGGCGGAGCCGGGGCUCUGCACUGUCGCGUGGCGGCCGAGCGGCCAGACGUCGGUCCUGCGGCUCUCGCUGCACGGUGGGCCAAACUGGCGGUUUGUGGAUCUUUGA
Emiliania huxleyi CCMP1516 is the source of this 1449-nucleotide messenger RNA. RefSeq lists its product as hypothetical. The transcript is spliced from 2 exons. Lineage: Eukaryota; Haptophyta; Isochrysidales; Noelaerhabdaceae. The coding region runs from base 1 to 1449 and encodes 482 amino acids. The record is from RefSeq and is a predicted model, not a curated record.